Molecule: messenger RNA, 3384 nt
Organism: Kockovaella imperatae
Lineage: Eukaryota; Fungi; Basidiomycota; Tremellomycetes; Tremellales; Cuniculitremaceae
Exons: 11
Coding region: 1-3384 (1127 amino acids)
Biological process (GO): transmembrane transport
Molecular function (GO): transmembrane transporter activity
Source: RefSeq, a predicted model, not a curated record
AUGUCUAUACCCGACAAUCCAUUCUCCACCACUCAGAACUCAUCCUCAGAACCAUCCUCUGCAUCUUCGUCCGAGGCGAGGGUGCCACAAGCUCCCUCCAGAUCGCCUCCAAGGUUACCACCGCUCGACCUCCCAUCCCAGAAUGUGAUAUCGCAUACCGAGACACAAUCACCUUCACCUACUUAUACACCUGGGGGCUCUGUGCUCCAACAUCCUGGCGAGGCUAGACCUACCAGAAUGGACAGACAUGUCCAAUUCAAUAGUAAACAUCGGAUAAAUUCUGUGGGCAUGGAACCCCUUCGACCUCCUGCGCCAAGCUCGCCUCAGGGAUUAUCCGCCUCCAACCUCGAGAAAAUUGAUAGUGCUCUACAAAGACACAAGACCAAGACGAUGCAGAGGAGACGUCCGCCGAGGGAGCUGAGAAAUACCAACAGAGGUGGAGAAGACGAUGACGAUUAUGACUAUCGUCUGGACGUUGACCCUCCGAUGGAUCUGGGUAGAGUGACAUCUCCUUCAAACCCGUCGGUUGCACGUGAGACGGAAGAAGGAGCUACUUUGCAGAGAUUGCUGGAAUAUCGGGGAGAAGAUUGGGUGCCGGGAGAAUACAUUCCUCUCGGCGAAACGGAUGGACUGCCCGGUCGACAAAAUGAACAGAGGGAGAAUCAAUCCGAAGCCACCAAUCUUGUCCGAGCUCACACGAGCAAGUGGGGAACUCUCAGAAGGCGGGUCAAGACAGGAGGAAUGGUACACGCGGCGUUUGGAGCGGACGAAAGAGCUCGCCGAGGGGAGAAUCGUCCAUCUCAAGAGAGACAAGGUGGACGAUCGGAGGACAUGCGAUCCGACCAGGAGAAAUCUGGCCUGGGCCGUAGAAAGACUCAGCGUGAGACCGAAAGAGCAGAAGAUUGGGACAACAACAAUCGACAGCCACAUCUCCCUCGUCGACUCAGCGGAGGUCUGCAGGGCUUGCCCGGCGGUGGAGGCAAUUCUGUCCUCUCUUCCUUGUUACAAUUGUACAACCAGACCCACGGAGGUGACUCGGAAGCAACUUCAGCUGCAACCUCCGCAGCACCCUCUGUCGCUUCAUCUCGAGCUACAUCAGAGGAUGAAGACAGUAGCGACGGUGACAGUCCAAAGCGGCAGAAACCAGCCACUCAUCCUCAAGGGGAGAAGAAAGCUAUGGGAGAGCUCGAAAAGAUCAUCUCGCCCAGUCACGGAGAAGAAGGCGUCAUCCGAUCCCCCCUCGAGACCGUCGCAUCGGAUGAGAUCAGACCCGAGGGACAAACUUACUCUCCCUUCGUGCCCCCGAAUACCAACUCGUCGUCCUAUGUUGGCCAAAAUUCAGGGCAGACAACGCCAGGUUCGACUCGCCUCCUCGACUACUUCAGAUCGGCGAAGAACGAGGUGGUGGAAAAGAUUGAGGACGCAGAUCGACCUGAUGCCGCCAAGUCUGGAGCUGGAGUUGUCGGCGCGCUCAUUGCAAGCGUGGCCAAUGUCUCUGGUGUAGCGACUCCGGCGGCUUCUGCCCUCGUACCUGCCGCUAGGCGAUCGGGUUUCCAGCUGGAGAGAUUUUCGUUGCCAGAAGCUGAUGAGAGUCCCCUUCAAGCUCCCUCACGUACCCACUGGCGACCCGCAUCCGCUGCUUCCACCAGAAACAAUUCUCGACCUGGAUCUGUCCAUUCGUCCACUGCCGUAUCUGGUGCGACGAGUCCCGAGGAAAAAUCACGAACCCGGUCGAGUUCAGACGCUCUGGUGAAUGGCGAGGAUGGUUCUGGCAAUGCUUCCUAUCGCAAAGAAGGGAGGAGACCCAAGGCUUUUGAUUCGCAUGGACUCGGAAAGCUGCCUGGAGCAGCCAUCUCGGCUCCUGGUCAUGCGUUGAAAUCAGCAGAAAAGUGGAUCGCUGCGAAGACCCCCCUGACUACCCCUCCCGGAGAAUUCUUCGGGAAUUACAUGGACAAGCCGUUGACUGAAGAAGAGAAGCGAAAGAGAGAUUGGGACAGGGAGAGACGAAAGAAGCACAAGGCAAAGAAGGCGAGAAAGAAGCAGGAAAUCUUUAUCGUCCAACAUGUUGCCGCUGUAUUGGCAAGACAGCAAUUCAUCCUCAAGCUCGCUCGAGCUUUGAUGAUGUUUGGAUCACCGUCUCAUCGUCUCGAGACACAAAUUCAAGCUACAGCGAGAGUGCUCGAAAUCAACGCUCAAGUCAUUUGUCUACCAAAUGUGAUGAUGAUCUCUUUCAAUGACGAAGCGACACAUACGUCCGAGACCAAAUUCUUGAAGCAGUCUGCGGGUAUCGAUCUCGGCAAAGUCUUGGCCACUCACAAUCUCUACUGGGAUGUCAUUCAUGACCGGAUCUCUGUCGAUCAAGCCAGUAAAGAUUUGGACAUUCUCAUGACUUCAAAAGUCUAUUACAACUGGUGGCAGACGCUCAUCAUUGCCUCUACGUGCUCGGCGUUCAUCUGUGUCAUUGCCUACCACGGGUCAUUCAUUGAUGCCCUCAUGUCGAUGCCACUCGGAAUGCUUUUGAUCGCUGCGCAAAUGCUGUCGGCGAGGAAUGAUCUCUUCAGCAAUGUAUUCGAGAUCGCUAUCGCAACUCUUAUCUCCUUCCUGGCUGCGGCUCUGGCAUCAACUGGCAAAUUUUGUUACACCGCAUUGGUCUCUGGCGGCGUCGUAUUGAUUCUCCCUGGAUAUAUUGUCCUGACUGGCUCUCUCGAAUUGGCAUCACGCAACAUCGUUUCCGGCUCCGUCCGUAUCGGUUACAGUGUCAUCUACUCUCUAUUCCUGGGCUUCGGUCUGUCGAUAGGAGCAGAGUUUUGGACAAAGUUCACAGGCGACGCGGUCAAGGGCGGUAGUCAACUGUACUGCGAGUCUGCCCAUGCCGAUGCCCCUUGGUACCGGGCGACUCCUUCUCCAUAUUGGUGGUUCCUAUGUUGUCCAGGGUUCUCCAUGGCACUUGCACUGAGGAAUCAACAGCCUCUCCUUGCCAAGGAAUUGCCCAUCAUGGUCGCGAUCGCAGCAAGCGGCUGGUGUGCCAACCAUUUCUCCUCGCUAGCUUUCCCCGGCCGAGCUGAUAUGUCAUCUGCCAUUGGCGCUUUCGUCGUGGGAACGUUGGGCAGUCUCUAUGGUCGACUCGCUCGCGGAGCCAACUUCCCAGUCACCGUCGUCGGUAUCUUGUUCCAGUUGCCAUCUGGUCUUGCCAAUGGAGGUAUCUUCAAUUUUGCCCAAGAAUCCACUAGCGGCAAUUCAAAUGCUUACUCGGACGGAUUCCAAGUCGCAGAACAGCUCGUUUCCGUUGCGAUCGGUCUAACCGUCGGUCUCUUUGUCUCAGCCGUGGUGACGAACCCACUUGGAGGAUCUCGAAGGACAGGAUCUGGUAUCUUUUCCUUCUAA